AGCACGGCAGCAGCAGCAAGUGCGGCGCAGUCGACCUGAGAGGAGAGGACUGCGUGCCGCCGCCGUCGUGAGGAAAACACCGCACAGAUGAAGGGACCGUCGCGAAUAACUAACACACAUUCCUCCGUUUAAUCACUGUCACAUAUCAAACAACACAUUCCUCCUUCCUGCCGCCGGGAUCGAGCCGUCGCUGCGGGUCUUUGAGUCGGUGGGCUUGCCUUGUUUUUUCCUCCGGGAGGCUGAAUGGAAGCAGCAGCCGAGGGAGCGGUCGGGCUGUCGGAGGCCAGGGACGGGAGCCCGCUAUCCGUCGCCGCAGCAUCCGAUGAUGGGGACACGGUCGUCGGAGUUAGCUACGGGAUGGACGCCGCCGACAUGGAUGCUGCUGCUAAGAAAGCCUUCAUCACAGAGAUGCCCUCCUCCUCAGGCCAGCCUGGUCAGGGAAAGAAGAUUGGCCACAGAGGGGUGGAUGCAUCAGGGGAAACUACUUACAAGAAGACCACAUCCUCAGCCUUGAAAGGUGCCAUCCAGCUGGGCAUCGGUUACACGGUGGGCAACCUGAGCUCCAAGCCUGAGAGAGAUGUGUUGAUGCAGGACUUCUACGUGGUGGAAAGCAUCUUUUUUCCCAGUGAAGGCAGCAACCUCACUCCAGCCCACCAUUUCCCGGACUUCCGCUUUAAAACAUACGCUCCUGUGGCCUUCCGCUACUUCAGAGAACUAUUUGGCAUCAGGCCAGAUGACUACCUGUACUCCCUAUGUAAUGAGCCUCUGAUCGAGCUGUCCAAUCCUGGAGCGAGUGGCUCGGUCUUUUACCUUACAAAAGACGACGAGUUCAUCAUCAAGACUGUUAUGCACAAAGAGGCUGAAUUCUUACAGAAACUGUUGCCUGGAUACUACAUGAACUUGAAUCAGAACCCUCGCACGUUGCUGCCCAAGUUUUUUGGCCUCUACUGUGUCCAGUCUGGCGGGAAGAACAUCCGCGUGGUGGUGAUGAACAACGUCCUUCCCCGCGUCGUUCGCAUGCACCUUAAAUACGACCUGAAGGGCUCCACCUACAAGAGGCGAGCAUCCAAGAAGGAAAGAGAGAAGGCCAGGCCCACUUUCAAAGACCUGGACUUCAUGCAAGACCUGCAGGACGGACUUAUGCUGGACCAGGACACUUACAACGCGCUGGUCAAGACCUUACAGAGAGACUGCCUGGUGCUGGAAAGCUUUAAGAUCAUGGACUACAGUCUGCUGCUUGGGGUUCACAACAUGGACCAGGCGGAGAGGGAGAGGCAGAUGGAGGGCUCCCAGGGCGGCAGCGAUGAGAAGAGGCCCGUGGCCCAGCAGAAGGCCCUGUACUCCACAGCCAUGGAGUCCAUCCAGGGAGGAGCCGCCUGCGGGGGGUCCAUCGACACUGACGACACGAUGGGCGGCAUCCCGGCUGUGAAUGGAAAAGGAGAGAGACUUCUUCUUUACGUCGGAAUCAUCGACAUCCUGCAAUCCUACAGGCUAAUCAAGAAACUGGAGCACACGUGGAAGGCUUUGGUUCAUGACGGGGACACUGUAUCAGUCCACCGGCCAGGCUUCUAUGCAGAUAGGUUCUUCAAGUUCAUGAGCAGCACGGUUUUCAGGAAGAGCUCCUCUCUAAAGUCAUCUCCAUCCAAGAAGGGUCGCGUGUCGUUGUCGGUGCCUAAAUGCACUGGUCCUGGUGCAGCCUGGUCAGCCAGCCAGCUGCCCUCUGAGAGAGACGAGAAUAUCUACGACCUGAGAGGAGCUCGCAGCUUCCCAACGCUGGAGGACGAAGGGCGACCAGAUCUUCUUCCAUGUACUCCUCCUUCCUUUGAGGAGGCCACCACAGCUUCUAUUGCCACCACUCUCUCUUCCACCACCUCUCUGUCCAUCCCAGAGAGGUCCCCCUCUGACACGGCCGAGCACCCCCGCUACAGGAGGCACACCCAGUCUCUGAGCCACGACGGGAGGACCCAGGAGGAGCUGCGUGUGCGUGAGGAGGAUCAGCAGACCAUCACAGUGGAGGUGGAGUUGAAGAGACACGACAGUGAGCCCACCAUCUCUGUCCCACAGCCUUCACCUGAGACCAGUGGGGUUCAGGAAGUAGCUGGUGCCGAGGCUCCCAGUGCUGCUGCAGCAGCACCUUCCAGCUCUUCGUCAGCACCUGAAGCUGCCUCCUCCUCGUCUGCCCCGGCUGCUCCCUGUUCCCCCGGGGCAGCCAGGGACGCCCCGUCCAGCCCCAAGGUGGCAAUAGAGGCAGACAGGGCCAGCCAGAUGUCCGGCUCAGGGUGCACCAGCCAGGCUUCAGUCGAUGAUGAAGAUGAUGUGCCAAUCACAGAUAUCUACUUUUAAACCCUGUUCUCUGGCAGAGAGGAGUGAACGUCUCAGCGGAGAGGACUCAUCGGUCAGAAGUCCAGACCUCAGCGGUAGCAGCAGGAUCUCUGUCUGAACCAGGAUUUUAAACAUGCAUACAAGUGACUUGAGUACCAGAGAGGGGGGAAAAAUCCUGACAGUGAUGACAUGGCUGAUUUUUAACCAUCCCUGCCUUUCACCCUGGACAAAUGAAAAUUAUAUCAAUUUAACAAUAAUGUGUAUGUGUGACAUGCAGUAGUGUGUAUACGGCUGUAGUCUUAUGUGUUUGACAUACAUGAAAGACCAUAGUAGCUCACAGUGCCUCUGAAAAGUAUUCACCCCCUUGGAAGUGUUCAUGUUUUACUGUCUUACAACACUGAAGUAGAUAUAAUGUGGCUUUUUUUACACUGAUCAACAGAAAAAGACACUUUCAUGUCAGUAAACAUAAAAUAAAACAUGAUAACUUCCACAUGGGUGAAGUCUUUUUGUAGGCAUUGUACAGUAUGAUCUAGUUCACACAAGCACAGCCCUAUAACAGGCUCUCCCACUCACUCCUGCAGAGCAGCACACGGAAUUUUGGCCAAUCAGGAUAAGCCCACCAACGCUCCUUGGUACUGGUUGUAUUGCUGUUGUACCCUGACAUGGCAUCCAGCAACAGCUGGAAAAGAAACAUGUGAUGUGAGAUUUCAGUGUGCCGGAUGAGUGGUCAAACCUGUGGUGUUGGAGGGCUGUGCUCUGAGAACUGGAGUUACAAUGAUAACCAUUGUUUGGCCAUUAAAAACAGAAAAUCCAGACGUCUCUGUCAUUCUCACAUUUCCAGUAGUGAAUAUAUGGAGUUCAGUUUAUAGAAACACAGAAUUUCUUUUAGUGAAUAUAUACAGUUCUUUCAUAGCAUAAUAAUUUAUUAUUCAUAUCAAAAACAUUUUUCCAACAUUUUUUUUUAUUUCUGAGCUGUUUUACUACUGUGAACUUAUAUUCAUUUUGUCUGUUUGUAUUUUAUUCCUAUGGUCACUGUUAUUGAUACUUUUACACUCUGAAUGCUUUCUUUUCAAUUUGCAUCCAAAGAACUUUUAUUUUUUGUUUUAUCAUUUCAUCACUGCAGCUUUUUUUUAGUAGUUUCCCAGUUUCUUUUUUACAUCAUGUGUUUUUGUCGUGUAAUUUCAGUGUUAACUACUUUUUUCACUACACCUCUUGUAGAAAUGGAUGAGGCUCAUGACUCUCGCCUUCAAAAAGAAGGCAUCAAUUGCAACACUAAGGCAGCAGACAUUGUCAGUCAUUAUAGUAAUCUUCACAUCAUUACAAUGUCUUCCAGUGUUGCCCUAUUUUUGGACAGAUGCACACAAAUCAUUUGUAACAAUAGAAUUUCAUAUUUCCUUCUUUCUCUCUUUUUUUUUAUGAGGGUGGAACAAUAAUCAGCAUAUCAGUGACAGUUGCUCUAUCUGGUCGCCCUUACCUCUUCACAAUAAGAAAAUCCAUUGACUGGACAUUUCAAAUGUUUGUAGACGUAGAGCAUCAGUUGUAGUAUUUGCAGUCAAUAUCGUACCUGUUAUCUGUAUAUUUGAAUGAACACAGUACGUCGCAGUGUUGACCUGGUGACACAGCAGUUUGUAAAUGGGUUGAAUGUUGUUUGCACUUGUCAAGAGGACCUGAAGAUGAACUAGUGAUAGAGGCCAAAUAAACAUACAUCACGUUAUCUUCGUUUUCUGCUCACACCGGUGAUAUAUAGACGGCGUUUUUGUUAGGAUUAUCAAGUGUGUGUGUUGGUGAAGUCAAUCACAGUCAUUGUAGUGUUUACUGUAGUCUCUCUGUGGCUGACAUCGUAGGACUCUCAAGUAAGACUUAAGUUCAACAAAUUGAUUUUUAAAUCUAACUUCUAACAGACGCAGUUUCUUCAGUUGGUUGGUAUGUUUCUAUGUGUGUUUGUGUGUAAGGGAGGACACCUCAAUGUUGGACAUUGUAAAAUAGAAAUCAGCUCAUUCUCAUGAUGUGCAGUGGCCAGUUGUAAUCAGUUUGCUGUUGUUCAUCAGAUGGAGACCAUAGCAGCAAUAUUUUGUACAGUCUAGCUUUUAAGUUCAUUUUUAUUGCCUUAUUGAGAAAUUUUACAUGUAGGCCUAUCGUUUAUAUUUUUUUCACUUGUGCUGUUGUAUUUAUUUUUCUUUCUCAUAGUUGUGCUCCUAAGAAUGUGUACAUAAAAUUAUAAAUACAUAUAUAAAGAUAUACAAAUAUAUUUUCCAUUUGAAUCGGAGAAUAUUAUUUUUAUUUGGUUUUAUUUUUGCUGCUGGGCAAGAAAUGAUUGCAAUCUACAUAAUUUACUGUACCAUAUCCUUCAGUGUGUUUAUUGAGAUGCAGCUGCUGUAUAUUUAUGGUCUAUAAACCACAGCUGUUUCUUUGUAAGAUAUCCAAAUUGAAAGAUUUGUGGGUUUUACUGUACAUGCAAAUCAAUAGGGAUUCUUCCAACUGUUCAGCUGUGUUGUGUAUGUGUUUUCAAAUCGCUGUGUGCCCUCAUCCAAUAGGGAGAGUCCUUAACAGAGACAUAGCAUGAUUUCAAAAUGAAUAUGCAUAUCAGAAAUGUGUAUUUAUGUAUAUCUGUGUAUAUUCAUCUAUUUAUACGUGAGGAUAAAUAGAUGGCUGUAUGUGUGUGUGUUUGGACUCAAUCAGAAUGAAUACAAAAUAAAGCAGUUCUAUGAAUUGUU
This is a messenger RNA of Morone saxatilis (striped sea-bass), 5036 nucleotides long. RefSeq names its product phosphatidylinositol-4-phosphate 5-kinase, type I, gamma a (gene pip5k1ca). Gene Ontology annotation, molecular function: phosphatidylinositol kinase activity. NCBI's taxonomy places the organism in Eukaryota, Metazoa, Chordata, Actinopteri, Moronidae. The transcript is spliced from 17 exons. Gene Ontology annotation, biological process: phosphatidylinositol metabolic process. The coding region runs from base 244 to 2343 and encodes 699 amino acids. The record is from RefSeq and is a predicted model, not a curated record.